Haemonchus placei is the source of this 459-nucleotide messenger RNA. Lineage: Eukaryota; Metazoa; Nematoda; Chromadorea; Rhabditida; Trichostrongylidae. The record is from the annotation of a GenBank genome assembly.
AUGCUUAUGGAUGUCGAAAGUAUUCUUGACGAACGAGUUGAUCAAUAUGAUCUAGAGAGGUUUCGCGAAGCUUACGAAACCCAACGUAAGCGAGGUUCACCAAGUGCGAUUGCAACGUUCAACUAUGGGACUGCUCUAAUACGAUCCACAAAAGCCGAUGUUGUUGAAGGGACAGAAAUUCUUGAAAAACUCUUGCGAGAAGAGCCCGAUGAUGUGAACAAAAGAGAUUACGUUUACUUUCUUGCCAUCGCCAAUGCUCGUUUACGCAACUAUGAUCGAGCCCUUGCAUAUAUUGACAUUCUGCUUGCGGCUGAAACUCACAACAGGCAGGCUUCACAACUUCGUGAAAUCAUCGAAAAAAGAAUGAGAAAAGAUGGUCUCUUCGGACUGGCCGUCAUCGGUGGAGGGGCUGUGGUUGUGGCUGGAAUCGUUGCUGCACUUUUUGCCUCGAAGAAGUGA